CAGCACUAGCUCAGGCUUCCGAUGUGCCAGUCGGCUGUCCACUCGCACCACUGGCACGACUAGUACUGCAGCCCAGAGACGACUUCGGACCUUACUGUACCUGUUGUGCGUGCACCUGCAGGCCGGUGCCAGUGUCUCGCACGCAACCACACCACGCCCAUCACCAUUUCGCUCCCUUGAUUCACCCUUGGCCGAAUCUCACCUCCCACUACUUUCUCACUUCCUCUACCAGUCACUUCACUCCCACAACCACGUUCCUUUCUCUGCCAAUAUCUCUAUAUAUCAGACACGUCGACCAGUCAAAGUUAUGUGGCUCAUCACCUAGAUGCCGCCCUUCUAGCAUCAUUCGCACAUUGGAGCCGCAGCUUGUGUACCAUGGCCAGACCUCCGCUUCGGCCUCCAGGCCGACGUGGAGGAUCCAAAUCAAUGCUGACAUGGGCCCUUCUUCUCCUGCUCAUUGCUGCCGCUCAACCUCAGUCCGUCCAUCCCCCCGAAUCCGUCCAGAGACUGGUCGCUUCCACUCAAAGCGUUCGCGCCGAGUCGAGCAGACAACCUCGUGCUGGCCGCAGCCCAGCAGAGAUUCCUCUCCUUAAGGACGACAUCACCACAGUCCGGUUCAGAAGUACUGAUCAGGACCCCUCAAACCACAAACUCCAUGCCUUGGCUCCGGCACAUGAUAGCAUCAGUGCUGUUAGAGCACCUCUUGUCCAGUCAGCCGAGUCCUCUGGACUCUCAGCGCUCCCCUCAGCGCGGCUGCUGCAAGAUUGGGAGGUAGAGAAUAUCAUCCUACUAGCCACCAUCGAUGGCACCAUACACGCCCGUGACAGAAAGACUGGCAAUGAGAGGUGGUCAUUGGGUAUACCGAACAGUCCGAUGAUCGAGACGAUUCACCAUCGAUUAAAUCGGAGUGACGCGGACGACUCCCAUUACGAAGAUGACUUUAUGUUCAUUGUCGAACCCAGCAAGGACGGGAACCUAUACAUUCAACACCGUGAUCCGAGAAUCGGCUUACAGCGCUUGGGUGUAACGGUCAAAUCUCUUGCCGCCGAAACUCCGCAGUUUGUGGAUGACCCUCCCUUGGUGACGAUCGCGUCUCAAGAAACGACGGCAUACGUGGUGGAUGCCGCCACAGGGAAUGUUCUACAACAGUUCGACAAGAAUAGAGGAUUCUCCAAUGAAGACGAUGGCCGCAGCUGUCGUAGGCUUAGCGGCUUUGAACUUGAGGAUCCUGCCUGCGAGUCUCGGGGAACGCUGAACCUCGGACGCGUCGAAUAUACCAUCCAGAUUUCGCACAAACUCACGAAUCAACCCCUGUGUACAAUCAAGUUUGCUGAAUGGGUGCCGAAUAAAGGAGAUAGCGACUUGCAGAGCCAAUAUAUUAGCCCUCUCGACAACCUCUACAUCCAGAGCUACUACAAUGGCCGAAUCAUUGGUCUUGAUGGCAGCGGAGACUCGGGAAAGAUUCACCGCUUCACGCAUAUGCUGGAUACUCCUGUUGCCAGGGUUUUCGAUGUUGUGCGUCCGCUUGACUCCAAAGACCCAUCUCCCAAGCUGGUCUUGUUGGCCCGGCCAACCGAUUCGCCCCUACUUUCAUCGCACCAGGUGUGGCGGAACGAAAUGCAAAGGUCCGAGCGUGUCUUCGUCAACAAAACCGCGAGCGGUGUCUGGUAUGCCUUGUCCGAACUUUCGUACCCUGGUGUCACCAGUGGUGCGGCUCCUGCGAGCUCGCACUGGAAUUAUGACAUUGAGCCAUUGGAUUUCCACGACGGUAUGGAAGAAAUUGUGGGCGUUCACGUUCUUUCCAUGGAGACAAGCAACGCCCCUUUGCGUUUGACCAUUUCCGGGCCGCCCCCAGCGACUGACUUGGGGGAGGAAGCCGAAAGAGAGAUCGCAAACCUAGGAUCCAGAGUCCCGCCGUCCUUGUCUCCAGUAUUAAACCACCCUCUUCUAUCGGUGUUCAACAUGAUCGUUGUGAGCGUGCUUCUUCUUUUCGUGGUGGGUGUUCAAAUGCGAUUACCAAUCAUGUUGCGGGUGCAAGGGUAUCUUCGCAAGGCCGGCGUAGAGGUUGCUAUUGAGAAGGUGCAGCCUCAGCCCCCUAUGAAUGCUGCUCCUCAAGCCAGUGAUCAGGAAAUACCGGUUGCCGAUGUUGAAGACGAGGACAAAAAGCCCGAAGUUGUCUCCGAAGCAUUGGAAACCGCGGUCAGCACCCCGGCUAGAAGCCGUGCUCAAAGUGCUGCGGUGCCAAUGAUCGGUCCUGUCAAUACUGUGAAGUUGAACGAUCUCAAUGAGGACAAUUCAGACAGUGAAUCAGAGGAUGACAAGGCCAAGCAGGAGCCGAACUCAGCCGAGAAUGCUGAAAAUGGUACGACACCUCGUCCCAGGCACGCCAAACGCGGCAAACGCGGUGGCAGAAAGAACAAGAAAGGGAAGAAGAUGAUGGAUCCGAAGGCUAUGGAUGAAAAAGAAGAACUUGUUGUUGAAGUUCCUACCAAAGAUGGCAUGCUGCAAGUGGGUAAGCUCAAAAUCGACACGCGGGAAGAAAAGUGCUUGGGACGUGGAAGCAACGGGACUGCGGUUUUCCCAGGCUCGCUGGACGGCAGAGAAGUGGCUGUCAAGCGACUUAUCCGAACUUCCAACAGUCUCGCGGCCAAAGAAAUCAAGCAUCUGUUGUCAAGUGAUGAGAAUCCUCAUGUCAUCCGAUAUUUCGGUAAGGAGGAAUCACAGCACUUCACGUACAUCGCGCUUGAGCUCUUUACUACGUCCCUGGAUCAAUUCAUCGAGCGACCCCUUCAAUUUCCGAACCUGGUCAAGUUUCCCGAAGGAUUCGACGUCAAGGAUGCGUUGCGUCAGAUUACGGACGGCGUUCAACACCUUCAUUCACUAAAACUUGUUCAUCGGGAUAUCAAGCCGCAGAACGUUCUUGUUAAGGCGGUGAAAAGCAAUCGCCCGGCAAAUGGUCUGCCCAAGCUACAAUUUGUUAUUUCCGAUUUUGGCCUGUGCAAGCCCUUGGAGGAAGGACCAGAGUCGACCUUUGCCCCUACUGCGAAUCAUACAGCUGCGGGAACAACGGGUUGGAGGGCGCCAGAACUACUCGUCCAUUCUCGCUCUGCGGUUGCUGCAUCGAGCACCACCUCAUCCGCAUCGAGGUCCACGACACAAUCCAGUGAUGGAACAGUCAUUGACCCACCUUCUGGACGCCGCGCCACAAAAGCAAUUGACAUAUUUUCUCUCGGCUGCGUCUUCUACUAUGUGAUGACCCAAGGUCGGCAUCCGUUCGAUGUGGGCGGAUCAAGCCUUGGUCGUGAUCUGAAUAUCAAAGAGAACAAGUUCAGCACGGCGGAUUUGCGAUUGCACGACUACCAGUACGAUGCGGAUGACCUUGUCAUGCAAAUGCUUAAACACGAUCCAAAAGAGCGUCCCGAUACAUCUCAAAUUCUCCGGCACCCGUACUUUUGGGAUGUGGCUGAUAAACUGGAGUUCUUGUGCGACGUCUCUGAUUGCUACGAGCGUGAAAAGAACUCGAUCAAAAACAUUUUUGACGAGAACGCCGUUCGCACACCGGCGGAAAAGGAAUCACUAGCCGAGCUCGCUGCCCUAGAGUCUCUUGCGCCCAAUGUCAUUGGUCCGUCGAAAGACUUUUUGCGUGCCUUGCCAAAGAGCUUCGUCAAUGAGAUGGGCAAACAGCGCAAAUACACGGGGUCCAAGAUGAUUGAUCUCCUACGGGUGAUCCGGAAUAAGAAGAACCAUUUCCAUGACCUACCGGACGACGUGAAGGAACAGAUGCUAGGCGGGAGUCCCAAGGGGUACUAUGAGUUCUGGGCCAAGAGGUUCCCCAGUCUGUUAAUCAAUUGCCAUUGUCACCUCUUGGAGAGGGACUUGGUGGGACGGUUUCGGAUGGAGAGAUACUAUGAAUAGUGUCCAAGUACUAGCAGAGCAUGCAUAAGUCAUGUCUAGCUAUCGCCAAGCGUGCUUCUGCUACUGUACAUCUACCUGCCACGGCUCUGACUCAGUGUCACUGCCUUUCGAUACCAUUCACAAUUUUGAAUACUUGCAAUGAG
Messenger RNA from Exophiala dermatitidis NIH/UT8656, 4058 nucleotides. Its product is annotated as endoplasmic reticulum to nucleus signaling IRE. Gene Ontology annotation, cellular component: IRE1-TRAF2-ASK1 complex. Gene Ontology annotation, molecular function: protein serine/threonine kinase activity; RNA endonuclease activity; ATP binding. The record is from RefSeq and is a predicted model, not a curated record. The transcript has a single exon. Bases 376 to 3915 code for a protein of 1179 amino acids. NCBI's taxonomy places the organism in Eukaryota, Fungi, Ascomycota, Eurotiomycetes, Chaetothyriales, Herpotrichiellaceae. Gene Ontology annotation, biological process: mRNA processing; intrinsic apoptotic signaling pathway in response to endoplasmic reticulum stress; IRE1-mediated unfolded protein response.